AAUUGGCAGCCAACUUUUGGCGUCACCGGUCGCUCUUCCUUGGGAUAAGGGUCUCCGUAGCAUAUUCAAUCUAAAUAAAAGAAGCAUGCGAUACAUAUUUGCCUGUACUAUUUUCUGAAGAUUCUCUCGAACAUCAAGACUACAGACCUCGAUCAGCCAUGACCGUCAUUCACAUAGUUCUAUUCAAAUUCAGGGCGGAUGUGUCGAAUGCACAUAAGGAUGAAUUCGUGACGGAACUGCGGAAGCUGAAGAACCUGCCCUGUGUCAUGAACUCGAGGUUUGUGGUCGGUGGACCCUCAAUCACUGACCCUAUUGAGCGCAGCCAGGGGUUUCAGUAUGCGCUCGUGAGUCAUCACAAGGAUAGGGAAGCGCUCGCUGAGUACCAAGCUAGCGAUGAACAUCAUAGAGUCACAAGCAAGUACCUCUGGCCAUUUAAAGAGGAUGUCAUUCGUUUUGACUUUGAGGUUGAUGGAUCAGAAGGCAGUACAGAAUUUCCCAUUGGCAACUUAGUAAAGGGCAGAGGGUAAAUAAUAGAGUGUUGGAUCAAGUUGCAGCGUCACGUGUGGAGAGUGACUAUAUGUCAACUAUUGAACUGGUUUCUGGUCAUCAUCAAAUUGAAUUGAGGUAGUUUCUACAAAUAGUGGGAAUUUUAAGUAAACGUG
Messenger RNA from Xylaria bambusicola, 662 nucleotides. RefSeq names its product stress responsive A/B barrel domain protein. The record is from RefSeq and is a predicted model, not a curated record. The transcript is spliced from 3 exons. Lineage: Eukaryota; Fungi; Ascomycota; Sordariomycetes; Xylariales; Xylariaceae. The coding region runs from base 159 to 527 and encodes 122 amino acids.